Aspergillus glaucus CBS 516.65 is the source of this 2515-nucleotide messenger RNA. RefSeq names its product WD40 repeat domain-containing protein. Gene Ontology annotation, molecular function: protein-macromolecule adaptor activity; protein binding. The record is from RefSeq and is a predicted model, not a curated record. Gene Ontology annotation, cellular component: nucleus. The transcript is spliced from 3 exons. Gene Ontology annotation, biological process: proteasome-mediated ubiquitin-dependent protein catabolic process. Lineage: Eukaryota; Fungi; Ascomycota; Eurotiomycetes; Eurotiales; Aspergillaceae. The coding region runs from base 38 to 2227 and encodes 729 amino acids.
AUGAUGCUCUUGAAGGUCUUGCUAUUCGCGGCACACCAUGUAUACCGGCCAUGAUCUCCCUCAAAUCCCUCAAUCUGAACCUGUCUUUCCUCCAUCUUCGCAAGAGCCCCCGUCCUCACCACCCUCGAUAGCUUCAGAUGUCGGUAUCCGACGCAAACCAAAGAAACCGCCUCCGGUCACCCCUCGGUCAUUUCGGAAGUUCUUCACGCCUCGUUCGAUCCUCAGCAGCGGAAACAAUGGAAGUGUGAAGACGAAUCGUCAGGCAUUGAAGACGCUGAGCUCUCCGGCGAUCAACCGCCUGGGUCCAGCCUUUGCAAGGGCAUCCAAGACGACUGCCAGCCGAUCAACUCCGAACGAACCAGCACCAGCACCAGCACCAGCACCUUCAGGUCUAACACGAACGCCUAGCACGAAACGAAAACUCUCCUUUUCGUCCAUCGGGUCGCCGCUCCAGUCGUCGCCGCUGAGAAGAGUUCGGAUCAGUGCACCGGUUCAGGAAGAAGAGAUUGGUGUAUCAGUCAAGGAAUUGGAGGCUGGUGGUGAAGUGCAGGAUGAUGAGACGACUUCUGUCGUUGCGGAAGAGGAUCCUCCCAAACCAAUUGCUCCUAUCCGUCGAUCGCAGGCCUUACAAACAUCUGGGGGGUUGUACAUGCGAAGUGUGUUGGGACCACGGGCGAAUCGAGUGACCAUGAGAGCCAAUGCUGGAGCUGGUUGGCAGGAUUUGACAUCAGACUUCUAUUCUCGCCCAGACGACAUCCAUGCGUGCGCCAACUACGCCGGCGAUCGGCUCGCCCUUCCGUUAUGUACUGCAUCUUGCAAUACGAAUUCCCUCGUUGCAGUCGGUUAUGAAGAAGGGGGUGUCCGCUUGCUGGAUUCUGCGAAAGACGACAAAGACGGAUUCUCUAACGCAUACCUUACAUUCCGCCCACACAUGAACGCACUGAUGGACCUCGAAUUUUCCUCGGAUGACAUGUUAUUGGCAACCGCCUCAGGGGAUCAGACGGGACUGGUUAUCGACAUGGCUACACAGAAGCCGAUAUACUGUUUAUCGAACCACAUCUCUUCGGUUAAACGAGUGCAAUUUCAACCAGCUUCCAACAACAAAGUUCUUGCCACCUGCAGUCGCGAUGGCAAUGUCAACAUCUGGGAUUUGCGGUGCAAGGGCUUCGAAAAGCCCUCUUUGCAAGUUCAGUGCUCACUCGAUUCCGACUCGGAAUACCACGCCACUCCCACGUCCAAAAUGAUUUAUCCCCAGGUUCUGAAUACAAUCCAUGGUGCCCAUUCUGGGAUGUCUCAAGGGUCUGCUUCCGACAAAUCAGAACUUCAGCUUGGCCGUUCCGACAUUACUGUGACCUCCCUCGCGUUCCUCCCUCCAGGCCGCGAGAACCUUUUCGUCACGGCUUCCGAAGCCAAUGCAUCUGUCAGGUUAUGGGAUAUCCGUACUGCUCAUAGCAACCGUCGUGGGCGUGGCGUCCUUCCGGUUUCUACUACUCAAGAACCGGACAGCCAUGUCAAGUACAGGCGCUUUGGACUUACCUCAAUGGCAUUUAACGGAGAUGGCUCGAGACUUUACACAUUAUGCCGGGAUGGCACAGUUUACGCGCACUCGACAUCGCAUCUCAUUGUAGGACAUGCACCCGAGCUCUCUCUGAACAACACUCGUCCACGGCGCUCAGGCGGCUCAGACAAGGAAGGUCUUGGUCCUCUGUACGGCUUUCGACACCCACGCCUACAAGUGGCUUCUUUCUACCUGAAAGUUGGAGUCCGAAAACCCAUGGGCGACAAGCCAGAGAUGCUGGCCGUUGGAAGCAGCGAUAAUUGCGCCGUCCUAUUCCCCACCGACGAGCGUUUCCUCCAUUCCUCCUCCACCCAGAACGCAGAUACCGAGGACUGCGACUCCCUUCCACCCACACCUCGUUUCUCCACCCCUCGCUCAGCUCUCCGUCGCAGCUUCUCCGGAACUGGCCCGUACGCAAAGCUGGAAGAUACAGUGCCGAUCUACAAAUCCGGAACACCACUCGUUGAAGGCCACAAGAAAGAAGUCUCCGGCGUCUCGUGGACAGCAGACGGUGAACUGGUAACUGUCAGCGAUGACUGCAGCGCCAGAUGCUGGCGUGAAGGGUCUGAUGCGCGUGACCUCCGUACGGGAGGUGAGACAGAGGGUAGACGGUGGCAUUGCGGGUGGGCUGAUACUAAAGAUUCAAAUGACGAUGAAGCUGAUGAAUAAACACAAAUACCCCCAGGGAUUGGGAUCUCUUGUUUUGUUUUCGGGUGAUUUGUUCCGACUAAUUUCGGGUUCGGGUUUAUACUUGUGAGCAUUUGGGGCGCUAGGGCAUGGUUUUAUUUUAUUUUAUAUUUAGCAGGGCGUUUAGUUAUUCGUGGGAGUUUUGUGCUAUUGUUCAAGCGGGAUACAUUGCAUGUUGAAGGUACUCGAUGCAUGAGAUGGAAAUACACAUACAGAUGUCUACUUAGUUUUGGUUCAAUACAUGAACAUUGGAAGCAAUUACUGUUGGCC